Aspergillus brunneoviolaceus CBS 621.78 is the source of this 3564-nucleotide messenger RNA. RefSeq lists its product as uncharacterized. Lineage: Eukaryota; Fungi; Ascomycota; Eurotiomycetes; Eurotiales; Aspergillaceae. Gene Ontology annotation, molecular function: carbohydrate:proton symporter activity. Gene Ontology annotation, biological process: transmembrane transport; carbohydrate transport. The record is from RefSeq and is a predicted model, not a curated record. The transcript is spliced from 20 exons. Gene Ontology annotation, cellular component: membrane. The coding region runs from base 1 to 3426 and encodes 1141 amino acids.
AUGACUGUUCUCACUGGUAAGCCACUGUCGCUGGCUAUUACUGCCACUGCAGGAAGUGGUUUCCUUCUAUUCGGAUAUGAUCAAGGUGUUAUGUCAGGUCUUUUGACCGGUACUGCAUUCACGCGGACAUUCCCGGAGAUUGACACGACCUCCGCAGGACAUGGCAGUUCUUCACUGCAAGGCACGGUGGUUGCUAUCUAUGAGAUCGGCUGCUUCUUGGGUGCCCUGAUUGCUCUGUUCGCGGGUGAGAAGAUUGGCCGUCGGAUGUGUAUCAUUGCAGGUUGCAUCAUUCUCAGUAUCGGGGCGGCGAUUCAGUGCAGUGCGUAUGGCAUCCCGCAGUUGAUUGUGGGUCGGAUCGUGGCCGGCGUCGGCAAUGGUCUCAAUACCAGUACAAUCCCGGUGUGGCAUUCGGAAUUGAGCAAAGCAUCCAGUCGAGGAAAAGGGCUGGCGAUCGAGCUCACGAUCAACAUCUUCGGUGUCAUGACAGCCUACUGGGUUGAUUAUGGAAUGAGUUAUGUCGACAACGAAGCUCAAUUCCGGUUUCCUAUCGCGCUGCAGAUUCUUUUUGCCAUCAUCACACUUCUAGGGGUGAUUGCCUUGCCCGAGUCGCCUCGUUGGCUUAUUUCCCACGGCCAACGCGACGAAGCGCAACACAUUAUCUGGGCUGUUCAGCCUAACGCAGACCAAAUUUCUGAGUCUGACACCAUCGUCACCACGGAGGUAGCAGAGAUCUCUCGUGCUAUUGCAGAGGAACAGGCAGCAUCCCAGGAAGGAUCCUUCGGCAUGAUCUUCAGCAACGGGCCUCAGAAGUUCUUCUACCGCACGCUUCUGGGAAUGGGGGGACAGUUCAUGCAGCAGAUGUCGGGAGUCAAUUUGAUCACUUAUUACAACACGGUGAUCUUCGAGAACUCGGUUGGUAUGAGCCACAACUUGGCCCUACUGAUGGCGGGCUUUAACGGGGUAGCCUACUUUGUCUCUACCUUUGUUCCCGUCUGGACUAUUGAUAGGCUGGGUCGUCGGAAACUCAUGCUCUUCGCGGCGGCGGGACAAUGUGGCUGCAUGGCUAUCUUGGCUGGCACUGUGUACGAUGGCGGCCAUGCGGCUGGUAUCGUGGCCACCGUGAUGCUGUUCCUCUUCAAUUUCUUCUUCGCCGUUGGCCUGCUGGCUAUUCCGUGGCUAUUGCCCGCUGAAUAUGCCCCGCUGGCGAUCCGAAGCCGUGCUGCUGCAUUGGCUACUGCCACCAAUUGGAUCUUUACCUUUCUUGUCGUGGAAAUCACGCCCGUCAGUAUUGACAGCAUCGGCUAUCGCACGUAUAUCUACUUUGCUGUGUUUAAUUUCUGCUUCCUCCCCUUGAUUUACUUCUUCUAUCCCGAGACACGCAACCUCACGCUGGAACAAGUGGACUUGCUUUUCACGGGAGAGAAGGUGCAGCUUCACUGGCACCCGUCGAUGGGCGCAGUGGGCGAUGUCAGUGAGCGCAUUGGAGACAAGGAGAUCUUGAAUGUUGUUCCUGCGCGAUCUGCCAAGACAGCGGCAGUCAAGCAAUCUCGACGACCAGUAGAUGAGCGUGUCGCGUCAUCUGCACCGUUAGGGGAUGGCAACAAUAAUGAGAAUGCCAACGCAUGCCCCGGGCUGGAGUCUCCUUCGCCGAGCACUCAAAUUAUUGAACCCUAUCUCAGCCCGCGUACCGCGGAGCGACUCUCACCGCUAUCGCAUGAGAGCUUCCAGAACCCAGACAGACUGGAUCUGCAGCAGUCUGCCGGAGGGGCGGAGCACGCAUCCCACAGCUCUCCAGAUAUGUCCCAUUACCACCCAUAUAUGCAUUCGAGCCCUGAGUUUAUUGUCGAUGAAUUGGCAGCUGUUCAGAAUCUUACGGGGAGCACCGGGCAAUUCCCACAUUCAGCAUCCAAUGUCUAUCAUACGAUACCCUCGCCCAUGUUUGACCAGAGCGUGUUCUCUGACGCAGUCAGCUUUACCAACGAUGUCUUUAUCCCUGGAUCUGCUUAUGAGGCUCUUCAUACUACCCUUCGCAACCGGCAGCUUUGGACUGCACGACCUGAUAUCCCAAGUCGGGGAAGGACUCCUGAGAUCGUGCCGGAGCCCGGCAGUACAGUGCUAGAAGGUUCUAAAAGAACGGAACUUCUUGUCGUCACACAUCAGAGAACAGGGCGCGAGUUUGAGCUUCUGCCCGAACGGGAGAAUGUUCUGUGGCAGAAUUACCUUAACGAGAUUUGUCUUUGGCUUGACAUGUUUGACAACCAUCGUCAUUUUGCUUCAACCUUCCCACAAAUGGCCAAGUCGGCGCCUCAUCUCCGCUACUCAAUUCUAGCCCUGUCCGCCCGACAGAUGGAGCGGAAACAGAACCGGAAGUCUCAAUCCGAAAGUCUGUCCUUGUACCAAGAAGCGAUUCACCUGCUUCUCCCUGAGCUUGAAAGCAAGAGCACUCCUGUUAUCGCCUCCUGCGUAAUUCUUUGCGUGUUAGAAAUGCUUAGCUGCAACCCCAAGGAGUGGCGGCGUCAUCUCGAUGGCUGCGCAUAUCUGAUCCAGGCUGCUGAGAUUAAUGGAUUCUCUGGCAAGGAGGAACAAGCGCUAUUCUGGUGCUUCGCGAGAAUGGACGUCUGCGGUGGCCUCAUCUCGGAAGAAGAAACCAUCAUACCCAUUCGUAACUGGAUUCCACGCGACAUGACCCCUACCGAAGCUGCACAGUUGUUCCUGGCGUCAAAUGUCUAUGCUUUUGAUACAUAUGCCAAUUACACUGUGUUCCUAUGUGCGCAGACACUGGGCGUGCUGUUUGGCUCUGCUAGACUUUCCACAUACUACCACGGCAUCCUGGAAGAUGGCCCAUCGUAUGUUGACCAAUGGCAACAACUGCUGCAUGAUGUGGAACAGUGGUACGAGAAUCGUCCCAGUCAGAUGAAGCCAUUAUUUAGUAUCCCGACCGCGACAGUUGGGGCGGAUAAUGACAAGCCGUUUCCGACUGUGCUUUAUGGGAAUGGAGCUGCUAUAUCCGGGAACCAACUUUAUCAUGCCUGCGCUCUUCUCUUACUCCAGGGAAAGCCCAAAACUCUUCCAAUGCAGCGACGUCGAACGAAGUCUGUCCUCUGGCAUGCACGACAAAUCUGCGCUAUUUCCGUCUCGAACACUCAUCACGGCUGCUGGACCAAUGCAUUGCAACCUCUCUGGCUGGCUGGCAAAGUGAUGUCUCAUCAUUCCGAGCACGCCGCUAUCAUUCAGACGCUGACGCGUAUCGAGCGGGAGACGGGGUGGGCAACAAGCUGGCGAGCAGAAGACCUUCGAGAAUUCUGGGGAGAUGAGGAGGAAGCAGAGGAGAUGGAGGAAAAUAUGCGAGUGGACAUGCAGCGAGAUACAAAUCUGCAAACUCCACCGAGUGUUCGAGGCAGCACAUGUUCGCAUUCCACCUUGUGAGAGCGACUCCCCAAAUGCAAAUGGGGCGAUAAAUCAAGCAAGACGACCCGCUACAGCAAGUCGGUCUGGUGCCCUGGAAUGACUGAUUUAGAUGGUCAAAGAGGCACCAACAGACAGUCUCGCAUGCUGAGAGAGGGU